Molecule: messenger RNA, 693 nt
Organism: Epithele typhae
Lineage: Eukaryota; Fungi; Basidiomycota; Agaricomycetes; Polyporales; Epitheliaceae
Exons: 5
Coding region: 1-693 (230 amino acids)
Source: RefSeq, a predicted model, not a curated record
AUGCACGCAAACAAACUUGAGUACGACGAACUCCGUAACGUGCCACGGCUUCGCGGCAAGACCGCCGAGAAGAAAUUUCAAGCUUCAAGCAUCCGGAGCGACAUCGCACAAAGUCCUCGUCGUCGCUGGAGGGGCAAGCUCGGCGUCGAAGACGUCUCGACCCGGAUACCCCACGACACCGACACCAUCGUCAAGGUGGAGUCGACCGCGCUCAACUCUGUUGGCUGGAAGUUCCGCGGCGGCGUCGCCGACACCCGGGUCCAGCACUGCGUUCGCAUCAUCGCAGGCAUCGCCUCCAAGAUCCCCGACAACAUAUCGUUUGACAUCGCCGCUCGCCUCCUACACCGCUGUACCACCUCACCGCGCUCAGUGCCGACCCCACGCCCUGGUCGACUCCAGGUGGGCGUGGCGGGGAAGCCCGCGGUGGCCAUCGGGGGCGCGGGCACGGUUCUUCGCUUCGCGCCCGGCCUGAUCGCCACCGCGAACCGUGCCGACCUCGUCAAGGCCUACGACGCCACACGGGUCUUCGACCGCGCCCUCUGUCACCGACGUCGCGGCGACCCGGGGCGUCCAGCGCUUGGGCUGCUCACGCGGGGCGGGACGCUCAUCAGCGCGCUCGACGGACCCACUGCGGGUGGCGAAGGACGUCGUGGUGGUUCCGCGGAAAGGAUGUGCUCGGAGUGCGUCUCUUGA